Messenger RNA from Anopheles arabiensis, 1261 nucleotides. RefSeq names its product TBC1 domain family member 7 (gene TBC1d7). NCBI's taxonomy places the organism in Eukaryota, Metazoa, Arthropoda, Insecta, Diptera, Culicidae. The coding region runs from base 176 to 1066 and encodes 296 amino acids. The transcript is spliced from 4 exons. Gene Ontology annotation, biological process: activation of GTPase activity; negative regulation of TOR signaling. The record is from RefSeq and is a predicted model, not a curated record. Gene Ontology annotation, molecular function: GTPase activator activity.
AAUGUCAACAAACCCAUGUCGGUGUAUUAGUAAGUUACCACCUUUCCGUACACGAUUUGCUUCAAAAUAAGCUAAAUUGCACAAAGAAAGGAGCACAGGCUUUCCGGAAUCGGAUGCAAACUGAAGUUUUGCGGAGUCGGUCCACCGUUUGGCAAUAUUAAUUCGAUUGUAGAGCAUGGCAGAUGAACGUAACUUCCGGUCAACGUACUACGAAAAGGUCGGUUGUCGGGGUGUGGAGGAGAGAAAAUCGCUCGAAAUCCUGUUGAAGGAGAAACCUCUCAAUUUGACCAAGCUUACACAGUUCUGCAUACGCUUUACCGUACCCAAAAUACAUCGUACCGUGCUAUGGAACUCGCUGCUAGGUGUUACACCGGUUUACGACAAGUCGCGAGAAUAUGUGAUGGAACAACGAGUAGCCGUGUAUAACGAUCUACUAAAGGCGCUGAAAAUUAUGCGAAUAGUGGACGAGAACACACCGACAUCGAGGGUGCUGUACGCGAUGUGGCUGCUGGAGAAGAAACAACUGUACCUUGGCCGAGACAUCACUCAAGAAAGCCAUUUCUGCAACAUCACAAAAGUGCUGCUAGAAAUAUUCGACAACGACAUCGAAACGUACUGGAUGGCGAAAAGUCUGUACGACUACUCCGAGGAGGUGUCGUUGGAGAUGGGGAAGCUGUCCGACCUGACGUACACGAUACUGGAAAAGGAAGACAGCGGGCUGUACAUCCAUCUGAAGUCCUGUGAUAUGCUAACCGCACUGCCGCUGGCCGACUGGUACCGGUCGUUCUUUGCCGGGGUACUGUCGGAACCGGCCCUGAUCCGCAUCUGGGAUAAGAUCUGUGGCGGUGCGAUUAAGAUCGUGGUGUUCGUGAUGAUCGAAAUACUGCGCAUGCUGCGCAGACGAGUUCUGCGCUGUGUUGAUCAGAAGAGCCUGUUCGAGUGCAUCGACAGUAUCAAGAACGAGCAAGAAACGGCCGAUAUGAUCGUGAACGGGGCAAUCGAGCUGUGGCAACAGAACAAGGGCCACGAGUACAUCCCACAGUCAAAAGUGAAAGCACUCAGCUAAAAUGCAAACGAGAAAGCUGGUUAAGACCAUCUCUCGAAGAGAGCUGUACAUUCGGCAAGCGCGUUAUGUUUAUGUUUUAUUUUUAUUUUUUAAGAUACACUUUUUAGUGUUGUGUUCAAAGCAAGCCCUGUACGUUUGUUCUUUUUUUUAGUAUAAGCAGAUAAGAGAUACAUACUAAUCGCACAUGUUAACUCA